Venustampulla echinocandica is the source of this 1056-nucleotide messenger RNA. Its product is annotated as alcohol dehydrogenase. The record is from RefSeq and is a predicted model, not a curated record. The transcript is spliced from 4 exons. Gene Ontology annotation, molecular function: oxidoreductase activity. NCBI's taxonomy places the organism in Eukaryota, Fungi, Ascomycota, Leotiomycetes, Helotiales, Pleuroascaceae. The coding region runs from base 1 to 1056 and encodes 351 amino acids.
AUGGUUACCACAUCUAUCCCAACAACCACUAAGUCCUGGACUGUUCUGGGUACAGAUGGCUUCGAUAGUUUGAAGUUUAGCAAGGACACUCCUCUUCCAGCUGUCUCCGAUUACGAGGUCCUGGUUAAGUUCCACGCGGCUUCAUUGAACUACCGCGAUCUGAUUAUCCCAAAGGGGCAAUACCCCUUCGCACAAAAGCCAGGAAUCGUCCCUGGUUCCGAUGGAGCCGGAGAAGUGGUUGCAGUCGGCAACAAAGUCACACUCUUUAAGCCCGGGGCCAAAGUUGUCACGCUCUUCAACCAAGGCCAUCUAGGCGGCUCUCUGAAUCCGCAGACCUCUGCUACCGGUCUAGGAGGUGUGAUCGACGGUACGCUAAGACAAUAUGGAACAUUCAACGAAAACGGGCUGGUUGAUAUGCCGGCAAGUUUGAACUGGCAGGAAGCAUCAACACUUUCUUGCGCGGCUCUCACAGCAUGGAACGCCCUCUACGGCCUCAAUAAACUCCAGCCCGGCCAGACUGUCCUUACUCAGGGAACAGGCGGCGUUAGCAUUUUUGCCGCACAAUUUGCGAUAGCGGCAGGGGCAACGGUGAUCUCCACCACAUCAUCCGCUGAGAAGGGAGAGCUACUGAAAAAGCUGGGUGUUGACCAUGUCAUCAACUACAACGAGACCCCAGACUGGGGCGCCAAGGCAAAGGAGUUGACACCAAAGGGCGAGGGCGUGGAUCAUAUUGUUGAAGUUGGCGGACCGACAACUAUGGAACAGAGUUUGAACGCAAUUAAGAUCGAUGGAACCAUCACAAUUAUUGGGUUCUUGGGGGGAGUGCAGGGCGAGAAACAACCCGGUUUCCUAGAUGCGCUGGUUCGCAUGUGUACUGUCCGGGGUGUUUUGGUUGGCAACCGGGUGCAGUUUGAGGAGAUGAACCGUGCAAUUGAAGCAAAUAAGAUUAAGCCUGUUGUUGACCCGAAGGUCUUCUCACUUGAAGAUGCUAAAUCGGCGUACCAAUAUAUGUGGGAUAGAAAGCACUUUGGAAAGUUGACUAUCAAGAUCGAGUAA